Hypoxylon trugodes is the source of this 2430-nucleotide messenger RNA. RefSeq names its product RGS-domain-containing protein. The coding region runs from base 209 to 2377 and encodes 722 amino acids. Gene Ontology annotation, biological process: intracellular signal transduction. Lineage: Eukaryota; Fungi; Ascomycota; Sordariomycetes; Xylariales; Hypoxylaceae. The record is from RefSeq and is a predicted model, not a curated record. The transcript has 3 exons.
UGGAAACUCCACUCCCUCUCUUCUAGUUCUCUGCAUUCUGCACACUCUACUCGACUUUUUUCUUGUCUCCUCUGCCUUAUUUCCAAGUUUUUCUUCUAACUAGAAAUCGAUCAAUUAUAUGAUCCCCUAAUGUUUUUACUUGGCUUGCCUGUGCCAUCCUAGACCAAAACGAAGACUCGUAUGUUUCUCACUCUUAAAUGGUAGUUUGAUGGCUGCAAUCUCUCAACCCUCUCAAACAGCAUCGCUACCUCACCACGACCACGAGCCUCAUAAGCUGUCAUCCCACCCAAACCCGAGUAGUAACGCCGAGGUGCAUGCAAAAUCCCCAAAUCAAAAUCAAAAUCAAACCCCAAACCCAAACCAAAACCCUUCUACCGCCUCUAUUAGAAGAGUGACCUAUUCCAACAAUAUUGCUGAAUCUACCGCUGCUGAUAUCUCGAUUGUGUCUUCCAACACUUCCCGUCAGCAACCACCAACCUCCUCUACCGGCUCUGCUCCUAUCGCUACCACUACUAAGAACCCCAAAUCCGGAGGGCUCUUCGCUUUUGCUGCCGCUGCCAUUGACAAGAUAUCUGAGCCUACUAUUCGCAGUCGCGCUUCUACGUCUGCUUUAAGUCGCUUGUCGGUUGUGUUAGAUUCGCCCACCAGCAGCGAGAAUUCCAAUUCCGACAGGUCUUCGAAAAUUCGUAGCCUCUCAAGCAAUUCGUCUUCGCCUUCGACGCCUACCGUUUUGAGUCCUCUGUCUGACGGAAAACGGUCGAGUCAGUUGUCGCUGAAGGACCCCAUCUCCAAGCCAUACUCUGAGACAGACGCCAGCCGGCCGCCUCCAAUUCUGUUGACAGGCUUGGAGAACAAAAUGCAUCAAACUUCCUCGAGGUUGCUCCGCAUGACGGAUGACGACCGUCCAUUCACUAAGGACUUUAAGGAUUUAUUUUCGACUUUGAUCGUUAGCUUGCUUCCGCUAUCCGCUCACCGAGUGCGAUUAACACGAAUUGAGCACACAUUCUUGUCGGAAGAUGCUAUUAACAACUUGGGUUCGUUGAAAUUCUCCCAGUCGAACCGUAUGCCCGACCCAAAGGAUCCGUCGCGCAUCGUAACGACCACUACAACGACGACAUUCUCCAUGGCAAAGGAUAUGGCUAGGUCGAUAUGUCAACGAUUUUUGGAUGCUAGGUUCAUCGAAUCGGCUGAUGGUAAAAUGCAACAAGUUUACACGAUGAAGGGCUCAGUAUGGCAAUUAACGCCGAAGGGAGUUUGCGUCUUGGACCGCUUCUGCUCAAGAAAUGGUAUCCAGCAAAGGCAAAUCAGUGACCUCAUUGCUUUGGGGAUGAGUUAUCUGUGCAUCUUAGAAAGAGACAGUCAAACCGAUAAGCUAGUGAUGGAGCGAGGGACAAUGGAAGUCAUUUUUAGGAGAAUGAUUGGUUCCAAUGGUCUUAACAUCAAGUCGAGCGUAAGCGCGGCUGACUCGGAUUCGUUGAGCGAUUAUCGUGAUGGUCUGACGGGUGUAAAAAUGGCCAGCGAGCGCAAGAUUGGCGGCAGGACAUAUAAAGAUACGUUCACUGGUAAGGCUUGCUCAGACUGGUUGAUGGAUUGUUGCACUACCGUGGAUCGCCGCGAGACCUACGAGAUGGGCACACUAUUCGUUCAAUACGAGCUCAUGGAACCGGUUCAGCACGACCGAAUAUUUAUGGCCAAUUCACCCAGCGCCGUCUCAUUCCAACCUACCAAAAAUGCUAUCUACCAAUUGACAGCUAAGGGUAGAGAUAUAAUCAGUGGUGGCGCAGGAAGAGGACGCACGUCGGAGAGUGAAGGGAUCGUCUCGGCGCGUACUGGAAUUGCUAGGGACUCCAAUACACAGCGUCUUGAUAAGAUCCUGAACGACGCCGCGUUACGAUUAUUAUUUCGAGAGAACCUGCGAGAGACGCAUUGCGAGGAGAAUCUAUCCUUUUAUUUAGAUGUGGAUGACUUCGUACACGGUUGCCGCCAAGCGAUCAAACAGGCCCAGAAAACUCCUACCUCAACAUCGAUGGAUGGAAUCAAGGAGAUCAUGGCGCAAGCAUAUGGCAUCUACAACGCAUUCCUGGCACCGGGCUCGCCUUGCGAGCUGAACAUUGACCACCAGCUACGUAACAACCUUGCGACUCGUAUGACCAAGGCAGUCGGGCAAGAUGUAGCUAUGAUCGACACGCUGCAUGAGGUCACUACUCUUUUCGAAGAUGCUCAAAACGCCGUUUUCAAAUUAAUGGCUAGUGACUCCGUCCCGAAAUUCUUGCGCAACGCAAAGUAUGAACAUACUCUGAAGAACUACGACUUCGAUGCCAUCGUUAUAGGUAAUCGUGGGCCAGAACGAAGUCAAAGUCAAUCCAACCGAAAGUGAAGGAGACGAUCGAUUGAUCGAUAUUGCUAAACGAGACCUUAUGCCUUGACCGA